Molecule: messenger RNA, 3268 nt
Organism: Suillus subalutaceus
Lineage: Eukaryota; Fungi; Basidiomycota; Agaricomycetes; Boletales; Suillaceae
Product: amine oxidase catalytic domain-containing protein
Exons: 12
Coding region: 348-2849 (833 amino acids)
Biological process (GO): amine metabolic process
Cellular component (GO): plasma membrane
Molecular function (GO): quinone binding; copper ion binding; primary methylamine oxidase activity
Source: RefSeq, a predicted model, not a curated record
ACCCAAACCGUUUACAGAAACAUGCACCUACUUUAAUUAGUUCAGAACGCUCUAGUCCACCGUCAUGUGGGAGGGAGAUAUAUAUGUAUAACAGGGCAUAAUCUCGUGGCAAUUCCUGUCACUGAGAUAACGAAAAGAAGUUUCUGUCAUAUGUAUCAGCCUCCCGCCCGGAUCUGCGGGACUCAUGGCAUAUGCAUUGUAGAGUCACUGCUAAUCGGCUCACAAAGAGACGCUCAGGAAGUCGUCCACUGACUCGGAAGUCCAUGUGAUUCAAUCACAGGGCUGACUCCCGGCAUUUAAAGAGAGCGACAGAACACCCUUGUCUUUCACACCCUUCCAUUACCGCUAUGGCUGGUGAUUAUGAACUCCUGAAGAGCGGAGAUGACACCGAAGUCCAGUCACCCAAGUCGUAUCGUAUCACACGUCGUGUCGCGAUCGGGCUCAUCGCGUGUCUGGCGUUGGUAACGCUUUCUUUUCUGCACGUUCACCCUCCCUUAUCAGUAGAUCUGGGAGCACAAGAUAAUCAUGACGAGGACUCCGUGAAGACCUGUGCUUCACCCGUACCCCCUACUGCCCGUGCCCCAGCCCCGAUCAAUCCAUGGGCCUCUCUCACCAUCGAGCAGGUCGUUCAGGUCCAUAAGUGGUUGGAGGAACCUACCCGGGCCCUUAACCUGACGCGCGGGGCUAUAUCAAAGCCAUCGGACAAUCACAUAUUCAUGAUAGAAGCGUACUACCCGUCUAAAGCCAGCGUCCUAAGUUACUUCUCAUCGCUGUCCCCAUCGAACAUCCCGGAAAAGUAUGCGCGGGUCACAAUCCACCACGGUUCUGCACCGGAACCUGUCGUAAAGGAUUAUCUUGUUGGACCGCUCCCUAUUGGGUCAUCCACUCGCAUGGAGCAUUUGACGGAGAUAUACCAUCUCGACGCUAUUCCGCACAAUGCACGUGGCUUUGAUACCCGUGACUGGACUGCUCCGGAGAUUUUUGAGAAGAUGGCGGCCCCCAUAAUGGAAGCAUACGAGGAACUUCUGGGCGGCACGCCCCAGGAUACUCUUACUACGGCCGGCAGUGGACCGUUCAGCUUUGACGGUUCAUUCAGACGUAUGUGGCUUGGCUGGCGACGCAACACGCCUGGCUUCUUCUUACACCCGCUCAACUUAUAUCAGUACAUUGAUCUUAGCGGUACCGAUCCUUCGCAAUGGGACCAGUUAAAGAUCGUGUACAAUCACCAAGUCUUUAACUCCCCAGAAUCUUUCAUGGAAGCGUUUCACAAUGGCAGCCUCAAACGCGUCCCUGUUAUCGACCCCGACACCAAUUUGUCUUACAGUACUCGUAAGCGUAUCGGAGCCCAACGCGAUCUCGACCAUCUUCCUGGACCUCGUUCGGUGUCGUUUGCAGGUCUGAGGUUCAGAGUGGAUCGUGAUCUUCAGUACGUCAGCUGGAUGGGCUGGGGCUUGUACCUUGGCUUCGACAGAGACAUGGGCUUGAGUUUGUGGGACAUCAGGUUCCGUGGUGAGCGGAUUGUUUAUGAGCUCAAACCUCAGGAAGCUCUUGCACAAUAUGCGGGCAACGAUCCAUUCCAGGCGACGACUGCUUGGCUCGAUCGCUACUUCGGCAUGGGGCAAUCCGUCCGUGAUAUGUUACCAGGCUAUGAUUGUCCACACGAAGCCGUGUAUCUGCCAGCGACCACGUACUCAGUGAAUGGAUUAACCACGCGACAGCGUGCAAUUUGUAUCUUCGAGCAUGAUAGCGGACGACCUCUUACGAGACAUCUUGGUUACGAAGAAAACGAGUUCGGGGCGGUCAAAGGCUAUGAGCUCGUGAUCAGAAGUAUUGCUACGUGUUUCGCCAUCUUUGUGAUGUUGACUGAAUUCCGUGUUUUUGACUAUAUUUUCCAUUUUGACGGAACCAUCGAGGUCCGCCUCUCCGCUUCCGGCUAUCUGCAAGCUGGAUUCUACGAUGAAACACAAGGGCAAUAUGGCAAUCGAAUCUGGGAAACCAGCAUGGGUAGCCUGCACGACCACGUCAUCAACUACAAGGUUGAUCUUGAUGUGGCGGGUACAGCAAACUCGUUGUUGAAGACUACUUUGACUCAAGAGGCAAUCACCCAGCCUUGGUUUGAGAAUGACUGGGGAGAUGAAGUUAUUCAGCAAGUAGUCACACGAGAGUAUAUCGACGACGAGAACGACGCCUUGUUGAAAUUCCCGACGAACUUCCAGGGCGGCUAUGCAAUCGUAAAUCAAGAGGAGAGCAACAAGUGGGGAACAUCGAGAGGAUACGCCAUUCAUCCAGGCUAUUCUCCUAUUCACAACACGGUCGUUGGUUCUAAGCGGCUCCUGAAGAACGCGAACUGGGCACGCUACAAUUUGGCUGUCUCCCGUCGCAAAGAGACAGAACCGUCCUCGAGUAGCAUGUGGAACUUCAAUUUGCCUGGUAGCCCUCCUGUCGACUUCCACAAGUUCUUUGAUGGAGAGAACAUCACACAAGAAGAUCUAGUUGCCUGGGUGAACCUUGGCAUGCAUCAUCUUCCCCAAUCAGAAGACGCACCUAACACACGAACGAACACAGCGACGUCAAGCUUCCUAUUGACACCUCUCAACUUCUUCGAUCACGAUGUAUCUAUUGAGUCGACCAAUGCUGUCCUCCUGAAGAACCCAGAAAAGCCUGGCGACCCCUUCACAUAUGACGACUAUGGUGUUCAGCCUGCUCACUGCCUGCCGGAACACCCGUCACCCUUCGAGUACCAUCCGGCGAAGAUGUUCGACCUGGAUGGAAGGCCUGCACCUGCUUCGUCAAUCGAAGACAUGCGCAAGGCCUCAGAGUUAUAUCAUCGCAUCAAACUUGAGUUGUAAAGCCUUAUCGCAGAUAGGAAGAUGGUGUAGUGAUCAGGUAGCUAACAAUAUGACUUCUUUUCAACACAUGUAUCAGUCUAUCCGUGAGGCUAUUAACAGAAGGAGGUUCAGUUCCUGAUCCUUCUUUCAUCUUAAACUAGCUCCGCAGCGGGUAGGCGCGUGAUAGUCCACAUGGAACUUGUGUAUUUAUGGUUUAGCGUCCUGUUCAGUCUUACACGUAUCUCUUCAUCUGUCUGCCAUCAUGGCCACAAGAUACGAGCAGCUGAAAGCUGCAUCCUUGGAUGAACCCAAGCAUGAGUCGACGCGAGCGCCGAACAGGAUCACCUCUCUUCGUCUUGGCCUUUCAUUCAUCCUCAUCCUUGUACUAGCUUCGCUAACCGUCAUCCAGGUCAGACCCUCUACCUCUGGCUCCAAAAUUG